AUGAAUAGAGAGAAGGCGGUUGGUGAUGAUGGUGAUGUAGAGAAUAGGAGAAGCAUAGGCGGUGUAUUAAUGGUGGGGAUAAUGGUCGGUUGUGGUGAGGGGCGUGAUGUAAGGAGACUAGAGGAAAAGAGAAGGAGGCUAUUGGUGGUGAUUACGGACAGAAAGG
Molecule: messenger RNA, 166 nt
Organism: Ilex paraguariensis (yerba mate)
Lineage: Eukaryota; Viridiplantae; Streptophyta; Magnoliopsida; Aquifoliales; Aquifoliaceae
Source: the annotation of a GenBank genome assembly